AUGAAAUAUCCCGGAAAUCUACCGAACAACGAAGUCGAAUUUGUUUGUGGACGUUUGGUGCACGUUUGAAUUUCUCUACAGAUAAUUAGUGAAAAUGUCGAUCGGAGUGCCCAUCAAAGUUCUUCACGAGGCUGAGGGACACAUAGUGACCUGUGAAACCAACACUGGCGAGGUUUACAGAGGCAAACUCAUCGAGGCAGAGGACAACAUGAACUGCCAGAUGGCAAACAUCACAGUCACAUACAGAGACGGUCGUGUGGCUCAGCUGGAGCAGGUGUAUAUUAGAGGCAGUAAGAUCAGGUUUCUCAUCCUGCCUGACAUGCUGAAAAAUGCUCCGAUGUUAAAAAGUAUGAAGAACAAAAAUCCGGCAGCUGGUGCCGGUCGAGGAAAAGCAGCCAUUCUCAAAGCCCAAGUGGCGGCCAGAGGACGUGGUCGUGGUGGACCAGGACGAGGGAACGUUUUCCAAAAAAGGCGCUAGUUUUACUGAGAUAUUUUUUUAAAUAUUUUUUUAAAGUUUAAACUUUUUUUUUUCUAUAUAUAAAUUUGGUCUGAUUUGUUUUAUAAUGUUCAUUUUAUGCUUUGUGAAAUAAAUGGGUGACUUUUGAUAUUUUCUCAAA
Molecule: messenger RNA, 617 nt
Organism: Danio aesculapii
Lineage: Eukaryota; Metazoa; Chordata; Actinopteri; Cypriniformes; Danionidae
Gene: snrpd3
Product: small nuclear ribonucleoprotein D3 polypeptide
Exons: 4
Coding region: 95-478 (127 amino acids)
Biological process (GO): RNA processing; spliceosomal snRNP assembly
Cellular component (GO): U5 snRNP; spliceosomal tri-snRNP complex; pICln-Sm protein complex
Molecular function (GO): RNA binding
Source: RefSeq, a predicted model, not a curated record